Messenger RNA from Penicillium concentricum, 1566 nucleotides. RefSeq names its product putative pantetheine-phosphate adenylyltransferase. The transcript has 2 exons. Gene Ontology annotation, biological process: coenzyme A biosynthetic process. Lineage: Eukaryota; Fungi; Ascomycota; Eurotiomycetes; Eurotiales; Aspergillaceae. Gene Ontology annotation, molecular function: dephospho-CoA kinase activity. The record is from RefSeq and is a predicted model, not a curated record. Bases 1 to 1566 code for a protein of 521 amino acids.
AUGCGGUCUAGGCUGAAGAGCAAGAGCGCCGUCUAUGCAGGGGAUGCUGCGAUGGAUCUUAGUUGGAGGAUGAGCUCCACUGUUUCUCGAUCGAGAUUAGUGGAGGAGGCUGGGGGAAUGCACCAAAUUGGGGAUGUAGCGGGCUUCGAGGAAGCUCCAACCAGAGGACCGUGUCAGCCAGAUAUCAUUCCAGCUUAUCAGGUCACUUGGCUCGCAAUGGCAUCCUCAUCUCUAUCGGAGAGUGGUAAAGUGGAGGACAGUGGGCGGUGUCAUCCCACGAGAAUAGCUGACUCAGCCGGGUACCCCAGCCUUUUUAACCCAGUGCUCAUUACUGUAGUUAUAUAUUCUUUCACAACAUGUCUUCCGAUACCAAUUCACCCUCGGCUUUACUACUUCUCUCCCCCGCCUCCAGCCUUUUCUUUUACCAAAGUCAAAGAUGCCUUUGAGCCAUCCUUAGUGGAUGUUUUCACUAAGCUCUCAAAUGCCUUGGCUGGAUCCAACCGUACAGCUUUACUGGAUAUUGCUCUGGCCAUUCCAGAUCUUCUUUCCCCGAGCUGCCAACCUCGGGCCAAAGUGUUUGCACCACUCCAACAUUAUAUGACCAGCGUCUAUACCCUGGUUGUUGCUGUCUGUGCAACACAAAACAUUGAAUUGGACUCUCCAGGUGGCAUUGAUACCCGGGUGGUAUUUAUCGAUGCAAGUGAGAACACCUCAGCCAUCCAAGCCUCCGAUAGUUCUCGCUUUGGUCCGAUUCUGGACAUCCAAUCACUAGCAAAUUCAAGGCGCUGUUGGGAUUAUGUUUUCUACCUGUCCAACACAACCGGCCAAACUUUGGCUAAUUGCUUCACCAACAGUGUUGGGAGCCAGGCCCGGGACGGCACGGCGGCAAGCAUGCAAGCCAUCACAAGCCAGCCUGACUGGGCGAUCCCUGACCGCCUGUUAAUUCCUGAUGACCAACAUUCAUUCACUCCACACUAUUCGGUGGUUGUUGGUGGCACAUUUGAUCACCUUCAUGUUGGUCACAAACUUCUGCUCACAGCAGUUGCAUUGGUCCUGGAACCGCUGGACCGGGAGCACGAGGGCCGCCUGACCAUCGGAGUGACCGGGGAUGCGCUGUUGGUCAAUAAAAAAUAUGCCGAAUUCCUCGAGAGUUGGGAAGCGCGUUGGCAGAGUACUGCAGCUUUUCUGACGGCCAUUAUGGAUUUCUCGCCCGGAAAGAAGUCACCGCAGAUUGAACGUGCUUUUGCGCCAGUUCCCAAUGGCAAGACUGUCCUCGUAAGGAUCCAACCCAACCUGGCGUUUGAAUUUGUGGAGAUAUCUGAUCCAUUUGGGCCCACGAUUACCGAGGAGAACCUUGGAGCAAUUGUUGUCUCAAAGGAGACACACUCAGGAGGGGCAGCCGUCAACGAAGAGCGGGUGAAGAAGGGAUGGAAAGGUCUGGCCGUAUUCGAGGUGGAUGUACUCCAGUCUGGAGAAGCAUCCACGACCACUGAUGUUGAGGGCUUCGAGUCCAAAAUCAGCAGCACGGAUAUCAGACGGCGCCGAGUCCAUCUCGCAAAGGUUUGA